This is a messenger RNA of Chroicocephalus ridibundus (black-headed gull), 3284 nucleotides long. RefSeq names its product EPM2A glucan phosphatase, laforin (gene EPM2A). Lineage: Eukaryota; Metazoa; Chordata; Aves; Charadriiformes; Laridae. Gene Ontology annotation, cellular component: cytoplasm; nucleus. Gene Ontology annotation, molecular function: protein tyrosine/serine/threonine phosphatase activity; carbohydrate phosphatase activity; starch binding. The record is from RefSeq and is a predicted model, not a curated record. The transcript has 4 exons. Bases 659 to 1618 code for a protein of 319 amino acids. Gene Ontology annotation, biological process: protein dephosphorylation.
AUUGCAUCCUCUCUCUCAGUCAUUCUUUGCAAGCCCUGAAUAUUGCUGCACAUAGGAGUUGCCAAAUCACAGUCAGAAAGGCAAAGCAGAAUGCACGCAGUUGGGAGCUAUGGAAUUUUUUAAAAAGGCUUUCUAAGCCCCUCCAAUAUUGCACAUUUCUGGAGUCACCACGACGGGCUGCCUGUCUGCAGGGAAGAUAUAAACAUCGUGGGCACUUUAGUGCUACUUCAGGCUAAGCCUUGUUUGAAAUGCCGCGCGUGUGGCAGCUACUCAAUGAUGUGCUCGCUGCACCGAGCUCAGUCUGGGCUCUCAGGAGGAACCGCAGCACCUUCCUUUAAUGAAGUUAUAACCCUCACUAGCUACAGUCACUACACAUAACGCGGGGCCCUUUGCAACCCGUAAACCCGCAGAGACAGUUCCCCGUUCCAGUCCCCAUUCCAGGAGGCCAGCCGGGGUAGGUGGCAUUAACUCCCACCGGUUAUUUUGGAAGUCCCCCCAGCCCCUCGCCCGCCGCCAGGCUCGGCCGCUGCCGCUAUCGUCCCGCCAACCGGGCGGCGGGGCCCGGGCCCGGCCUCCUGCCGCCGUCCGGAAGUGCGGGCCAGGCGGGGCGGCCGAAGGGAGGAGGCUUCCCCUCAGGCGGACGCCGCCGCCGCCCGACAUGCUGUUCCGUUUCGGCGUGGUGCUGCCGGCCCGGAUGACGGAGGGCGGCGGGGCGCUCCUGCUGGCCGGCUCCCGGCCGGAGCUGGGCCAGUGGGACCCGCAGCGCGCCGUGCCCAUGAAGCCGGCGCGGCCGACCGCCCCGCUGCCGGCCCAGGAGCCGGCGCUGUGGCUGGCGGAGGUGGUGCUGCCGGACGAGGAGGCCUCCAGCCCCUUCUGGUACAAGUUCCUCCGGCGGCGGGGCGGCGAUUUCCUCUGGGAAGGUAAUGGGCCCCAUCAUGAUCGAAGUUGUGUUUACAACGAGAGCAACAUAGUAGAUGGAGUUUACUGCCUCCCAAUAGCACACUGGAUUGAAGUCUCUGGACAUACUGAUGAGAUGAAACAUACAACUGACUUCUAUUUUAAUAUUGCAGGACAUCAAGCUAUCCAUUACUCCAGAAUUCUGCCAAACAUCUGGCUGGGAAGUUGUCCUCGGCAGCUGGAGCAUGUGACUGUCAAGCUGAAGCACGAGCUGGGUGUUACGGCUGUGAUGAACUUCCAGACCGAGUGGGACAUUGUUCAGAAUUCCUGGGGCUGCAACCGCUACCCUGAACCCAUGAGCCCCGAAACCCUCAUGAGACUGUACAAAGAGGAAGGUCUUGCUUAUGUCUGGAUGCCAACCCCAGACAUGAGCACGGAAGGAAGAAUACAGAUGUUGCCACAAGCUGUCUGCCUCUUGCACGGGCUACUGGAGAAUGGACACACUGUCUACGUUCAUUGCAACGCUGGCGUUGGCAGGUCUACAGCUGCUGUCAGUGGCUGGCUGAAGUACGUGAUGGGAUGGAGCCUGCGGAAAGUGCAGUACUUUUUGGCUUCCCGGAGACCAGCUGUCUACAUCGACGAGGAAGCUCUGAAUCGUGCUGAAGAUGAUUUCUACCAGAAAUUUGGGCAUCUUCGUUCCUCAUGCAAAGUGCAAGAGUAGAAAAGCAGUAGAGGAAAAGGAAGGUGAAGAGGAACCCUUACAUUCGAACCCCAAGGACUUAGAAAUCAUGAGUCAGAUGCUUGCCUCUCCUCUUCAGAUUAUAAGCUUGUCAUAAAAGUUGUGACAAUUUUGUUAAAAAAGUGCCUUUGAGGGUUUUUUAUUUGCUUUCUUUAAGCUGAUAUGAUUUGUGUUUUCAAGCCUUUUGCUGCAAGUAUGAGACCUAGAAACUCUGCGAAGGGAAACUAAGAUUUUCUUUUAACUACUAAGGUUUUAGGGUAGACACUAAAUAAGAUGUGAGGUGAAAUAGUUAGAGUUGGCAACGCUUCAGUGACAAGAAAGAGAAGGCAUUCUCAGAAAAACAGGUACAAAUGUUGACCGGAUUAAGGUUCAGGUUAGCAUGGAGCUGAUCAUCAUCAAAGCUGCUCAGUUAUUUUAGGCGAAGUGCACAUUAUUGAAGUGUUUUCUGUUAAUUUUGUAGACAAGCAGUAUUAAUGAGAAAGACCAUAAGGAAACGGAUUUUUCAGCUCAGUUUCUUAAAAAGCUAAUGUCUAAUGCAGUGAACUAGAAUUUCCUCUCUUGGCCUGUCUAAUUACUGUAAAAUAUUAUGAGUUACAGCUCUAUUCUUUUGUGACAUUGGGGUUAUGCUGGGACGUGGCCUGAAGAGAGGAAACAACUCCACUUACUGCAGUCUUACUCUGUUGUGGGGAGGGGCUGCUAUUUAUUAGACUAUCCUAGGCUGUGAGAUCUCUAAGUCAAAGAUACGUUUUGCUCUUCUGGUCUAUGACGGUGGGCUCCCUAAGUGCCAAGUCAAUCUAAGCAGGAACCACUGGGCUAAAACACGACCUAUAGGAACUGUGUGAUAAGCCUCUGCACGUGAUUGACACCGCAGCCUCUGUGUUGUUGACCUAGAUUAAUUUCUUCACCAUAGCAAAGUCUCUCCUUGUGCAAGCAGCGUGUGGAUGUUCACUGAUGCUAGAUUUAGCUGAUUGAAGCUUAUGCUGCGCUAUCUCUGAGGUGAAUGCAGUGAAUACAUUCCUCUAUAGGAGCAAAGAGCAACUCUGAGGAGGAUUUCUCAGGAGCUUAGCCUCAGCAGGCUAAUGUUGGCUUGGUGGAUGAUCCUUGUUGUUUUCCGAUGCUGCUCAGUCCCUUACCUAAGCUCAGCAGUGGCACCAACAUCUUCCAGCCCUGCUGAGGUAAAACCAAUUUGUUGUAGGCUAAGUCCAAGAGAGGAGGGAGAGAAAGCAUUUCCUAAGGGACAGAGAAUUAAGGAUGCCUAAACAUUAAGAAACCUAAUUUUUAUAGGUUUGUCCUUUAGUGAAAUCUCAUUUUUUCCAGCCAGCUUGUUCCUUUAAAGACCCAGUCAGUGCCAGAGUAGUUUAGCUGAUAUAUAUCGAUUAUCUGAAUACUUAAUGGAGAAACUAUUAGAUAUGAACUGUUUUGAUGGAGAAUGUCCAGAAUAAUAAUGUGUUUUAUUUAUCCUACACUUCAAUCAUCUUCAAAAGGAAAAAUGUUUAUUUAAGUUAUUCUGUAUGUGUGGUUUUGAUCAUGGCUUUGUUUCUGUUUUUUUUUUUUUUCUUUGAAAUAACACUGCUUGUUUAGAAAACAGAUGAGAAAUAAAAUUUCUCAUCUACCUACUAAAUAAAAAAAAACAGCGACAAUUCCAGCA